AUGCAUGUCCGCGCGGGCAGUCGCGACAAGCUGCGGGUGGAGAUUAGCGGGCGGUGUCACGCGAAGAUCGUCAUGGGGACCACACCUCUCCGCAAUGUUUCGAAGCUUAUCAACAAGCUCCUCUUCACAGUUUGGCGAUAUUUUGCUUUCCCAGAUGCUUUUCGAAAUGACCUGAAGACCUGUGAUUUUCCAUACAGGGUCAUCAAGCUCCCUCUUUUGCUCGAGAUGUUCACGGCAGCUACGGCAUCUCCUGCCGGCGGUGGUACAGGGUCGAGCCUGGCACGAGCAAUCAUCAUCACGUCUGGUGUCUCGGCUCUCGUCUCAUCGUUGCUUUCUUUUGUCAAAAACUAUCGGAAACCGCUUCUGCAACGAUAUGUCGUACGAAUUCUGCUCAUGGUGCCGAUUUACGCAGCAUCUUCGUGGACAAGUAUCGUGUCGCUGAAGGCCGCCCAAUUCUUGGAUCCCAUUCGUGACAUUUAUGAGGCAUUCACGAUCUAUACCUUUUUCCAGCUCUUAAUCAACUUUCUCGGAGGCGAGCGAUCUUUGAUUAUUAUGACCCAUGGCCGUCCUCCAGUCUCGCAUGCCUGGCCUUUGAACCACGUUCUUCCCAAGCUUGAUAUCUCGGACCCACAUUCUUUUCUUGCUCUCAAGCGUGGGAUCCUUCAGUAUGCGUGGCUUAAGCCCAUCUUGGCUCUCGCCUCCAUUGUCAUGAAAGCCACCGAUACGUACGAGGAAGGCUACCUCAGUGUCACGUCAGGGUACCUUUGGACAGGCAUCGUGUAUAACGUGAGCGUGACGGUCAGCUUGUAUUCAUUAGCAAUGUUCUGGGUCUGUCUCCAUGACGACCUCGUACCGUUUCGGCCAGUUCCCAAAUUUCUCUGUGUCAAACUCAUCAUCUUUGCUUCAUAUUGGCAAGGAUUUUUAUUGUCCAUUUUACAAUGGCUGGGGGCGCUUGGAAAUAUUGGAGGAUAUUCGCCUGACAACCUUGCCGCGGCAUUUCAGGACGCUUUGCUCUGUUACGAGAUGCCGAUCUUUGCUGUGGCUCAUUGGUAUGCCUUCUCGUGGCAUGAUUACGCCGAUCCUACCAUCUCAUCGGCCCGACUACCGGUCAAGUUUGCCGCCCGGGACGCUUUUGGGCCUCUGGAUCUGAUCGAGGACACCAAGAUGACCUUACGCGGCGAGAAUUACGAGUACCGCAUCUUCGACUCGGGUGACAAUAUCAUCGCGCAUGUGGAGUCUGACUCGCGGGUCAAACGGGUCAUGGAUGGCAUGAGAUAUGAACGAGGUGGUAAAGCCAAGUAUUGGAUUCCGAGACCCGGUGAGGCCAGCAAGGCUGUCGAGGCCAACAUGCGCACGCCACUUCUCGCUGGCGGGGGCAAUGAUUCUCGCAGCCGAAGUGACCGAGAAAGCCGUCCCUCCAUCGAACGAUUCAGGACUUAUAGUGAGAUCGAAGUUACUCUUGACGAUGAGGACGAGCAGAUAUUCAACCAAGCUCGGGCUCUGGAAUUUGGGGAUUGGAAUGUAUGUGUGAAACGAUCGUCUUUCCGGAAGCCCCCCCCCCUUCCUUUCUUCAAUUCUUCGCAGGCAUCUACUGACGACGGCCAGUAUCCGGUCAUCACUGCGAAUGAAGUCCCGCGGGACCAACGACUUGCUACCUAUUCAAGUUACCAGGGUUCCGGCUCUCCAUAUGAGGCGAAUACAGGCUUAUCGCAAAGCCGACAUCGAUCUUCUGGCAGUCAACCCAGACGAAGCCAGAAGCCCAGGCCUGGGAAUUCGAAGAAGGCCACUCAAGGACCUCCUUCUUUACAGCGCAACACCAGUUCCACAAGCUCGCAACACUCGCGUCACUCUCAUCACUCCCAUCACUCCCAUCGGAGCCAAUUAGUGGAUCUCGUUGUGGAAGACCACGAGGCUGAAGAGGAAGACCGCGAGCAGACACAGCGGGAGCGCGGCUCCGCUUGGACGGUAGAAGAGCCCAAGCAUUUUCAGAGACCCUCGGGGCGUCCGGUAGAGGAGGACAUGGAACAGAAUGUCUUCAUCAGGAACGACAGCGCCGAGCUUGGCGGUGAUCCGAUGGAUGAUGACCAUGAAGACCAUGAAGACCAGUCUCCUUCACCAUGGGGUAGCGGUGCCUUGGAAGAGGAAAAUGUCUGGGGCAGAUAG
Penicillium oxalicum is the source of this 2163-nucleotide messenger RNA. RefSeq names its product OSTA/TMEM184 family protein. Gene Ontology annotation, biological process: transport. Lineage: Eukaryota; Fungi; Ascomycota; Eurotiomycetes; Eurotiales; Aspergillaceae. Bases 1 to 2163 code for a protein of 720 amino acids. The record is from RefSeq and is a predicted model, not a curated record. The transcript has 5 exons. Gene Ontology annotation, molecular function: transporter activity.